Halichondria panicea is the source of this 3860-nucleotide messenger RNA. RefSeq names its product broad substrate specificity ATP-binding cassette transporter ABCG2-like. The transcript is spliced from 17 exons. Bases 1664 to 3679 code for a protein of 671 amino acids. The record is from RefSeq and is a predicted model, not a curated record. Gene Ontology annotation, molecular function: ABC-type transporter activity; ATP binding; ATP hydrolysis activity. Gene Ontology annotation, cellular component: plasma membrane. Gene Ontology annotation, biological process: transmembrane transport. Lineage: Eukaryota; Metazoa; Porifera; Demospongiae; Suberitida; Halichondriidae.
UAUGGUUUGUAUUGGCAUUGCAACCCCCCAGUAUUACUCUGGUGUCUGGUCCACCCUGGCAUCAUAUUAUUUCUACUAGCAUUCACACAAUAGUCCAUGUGCACAAAAUAGUGUUCCAGGAGCAAACGAAAUUCAUUUGCAAAAAAUGAGAUUCAUAACGCCGUGAAACCAAUAAUACCAUAAUGACAAAAGCCGUCUGCCCGCAUAUGCAAUUAUUCCUGGCCAGAAACCAGAGUAUCACUCUGAGUGGCCUUAUAGUGAAUACCUGUCGCUAUGUUGUUAUAAUUAUAUACAGUUCAUUUAGUCUAGAGAGUAGAAUACCACAAAUGUGUGAGUAGUUGAACUUAAAUGUAAAUAUCUUUUGAUUGGAGCAUUUCUAAGAAAUGGUGUUGAUACCCGUGUGUAGAUGAAUGACUGAACUACAACAUAUCCAAAAAUGUUUCCAUGGAAACAUAAGAUGGUGGGUUUGUGGUGAUUAAUAGAACAACAGCAAAUUGUUAUAGUGGGUAAUCGGUUAGAGUAAUAAAACACUAACUUUAAACAGCUAAGGUCUUAGACUUUUAUCACACAAUAGUUUAAUGGUUUAGGUAUCCUGAUCAUCCCUUUAUGGGUCUUACAUAUGCUCACAGUGUCUAUAAUUCAAGAUUUACCGGUUUUUAGGUACACUUUUGGUUAGAGUAAUAACUUUUGAAAAAUUAAUAGCUUAGCUUUCAAAUUUCUGUAGUAAGUUUACAGAUAAAUGGGCUACAUUUUGAUACCAAGAACAUCCUAUAUGCUUAUUCCAUUGCUGAGAUAACACUGAAAAGCUACAUAAUUUACUAUUUGCUACUGUUUUGAUGACAUCAGCAGCUGCAAACCACAAACCAAUGAUGCUUUAAUCAACCACAAACGUAAUUAAAAGUGGACGUACAGUUAUUGUACGCCCACUUACGUGGUUAAUUUGAGUGUCAUCGAUUUGUGGUUAGCAGCUUGUGAUGUCAUCAAAACAGUAGAAAAUAGUAAAUUGUGCGAUAUAAAGUUAUGCAAGUAUUGCAUAAAUAGUUUUGUAUCACGCAUACAUUUCUAGCACUACGGUACUACAUAAUUAUACAUGAUGAGGUUUAUACAUGCUGAAACCUGUAGUGUGACAUGCAGUGCAUGCACAUUAAUGUCGGUGGUAACGUGUCAAUAAGGGUAUGACCUGUUAAUGUAAAAUUCUGACACCAACAAUAAUUAUACCUGUUCACCUGUUCACCUCUUCUAAUAGUUUCAACGGCGAGAGGCAUUAGCACAGUGCAGCUUGCACCACUUAUUUAUUCAUACCUUAAUUUGAUACGGCAAAUAACCACAGUAAAUUCAAAAUGCAGUACGUAUCUUAUAAAAGGAUGAAGUUCAGGGCGGUAGGUGGUGCUUUAGGUGGAAAUCGUCUCCUUGAGAUAUUGCUACCACAUCUUGGUACGAUAUCGAUAUCAACUUGUACUCUCCAUAAAGUCGUUGAUUGUGGUCGCCAAUAGGCUAUAAUACUGUAUAUGAACUUCGUAUUUGAUUUGUAUAUUUAAGCUGGACAUAGACAUAUCGAGAUAGUGGUCUGGCAGGACAAACAAGCAGAUUUCCACAAACUCUUAAUACGUCCUCUGUGACAGUAUUUUGUGAAGAGUCAGUCGAUGGGGUGGUGGAUCCUAGUAUGUCCAUUCGUAGUGCUAUUAGUCUGUCAGAGGACGUCCAAGUCAUUGAGUGCUCAGAGCACCCCCCCUUUGAAGACCACACCCUCUCCCCCGAGCAGUCCUGUCCAGAGAUAAGCAGUGAGCAUGCCAUGACCUUCCAGAAUGUGUCCUACUCGGUGAGGGGAUUCAACAAGUGCCACUGGACCACCAAGACCAUCCUAAGCAAUGUCAGUGGAGUGAUGGUUCCUGGGAUCAACGCCAUUAUGGGACCCACGGGAGGUGGAAAGACAACUUUACUGGACAUCCUAGCCAAGCGUAAGGGCACCUCUGGACUCUCACAGACAAUCACAGGCUCUGUUCUGCUCAAUGGAGAGCAUUUGCCUGGCGAUUUUAACUUAAGAACUGGCUAUGUCGUGCAGGAGGACAUUUUGGAAGGUAUUUUGACAGUGAGAGAGAAUCUCCAGUUCUCUGCUGCUCUGCGAUUGCCUCGGGAUAUUACUAACAAGGAGAGGUCACAGAGGGUGCAACACAUUAUCCAUCAGCUGGGCCUCAUCACCUGUGCAGACUCUACAAUUGGCACAGAGUUCAUCCGAGGGGUGUCAGGGGGAGAGAGGAGGCGGACAGUGAUUGGGAUGGAGUUGAUCAUAGACCCAGUUGUAUUGUUCAUGGAUGAGCCCACCACUGGACUGGACGCUCACACGGCCGUCUCUGUAGUACAGACUCUGCAGGAUUGGUGUAUGGAGGACAAUCGACUGGUCAUCCUCUCCAUCCACCAACCUCGUUACUCCAUCUUCAAACUGUUUGACAGUCUCACUCUUCUCUCUUUGGGCAGCGUCAUCUACCAGGGCAAGGCAAGUCACGUCGUUAACUACUUUGGUAGACUUGGCUAUGGACUUGAGGAGUUGGAAAAUCCAGCAGACUUUUUGUUGGACAUUCUCAACGACUCACAUUCGGCUAUCUCUCUUCACAGAAGGACGGUCCGCAAACACAAGCCAAAGGAGACGCUGAACCUAAUACAAGAGUUCCAGAAGUCAGAGGAGUCUCAAGUCAUUGAGAAAUGUCUGAAACAUGCCAACACUGAGUCUGAACCAAGUGCUAGGAAGAGAUGCAGCGACUCUUUCCACCAGUCCUGUAGGAGGAUGCCCUCCACAAUUGCCACUUUCUUCUGGCAGGUGUGUGUUCUUGCCGUUCGAUCAACAAUAGCGAACUUCAGGAACCCUACAACUGUGCUCUUUCAGGUUCUUGUUAUGACUGUUGUUGCCAUAGCGUUAGGCAUCUAUUUAUUACGUAUUGAUCAGCAGACCUUUGAUGUACAGGACCUAUACGUCUUGCAAAGGACAGGAUCGUUUUUCUACAUUGUACUGGCUCAAGACUUUGUGAUACUGUCUGCUUUUGACCUGUUUAUAUCUGCAAGAGCUCUGUUUAUUCACGAAAAUGGUGGUGGUUUCUAUCGAGUCUCCUCCUACUUUAUCUCCAAGAUCAUCACUGAUAUCGUCCCACUCAGGCUCAUUCCGACAUUCAUCCUCGCUGUAUUAACAUACUUCAUUAUUGGGUACCAGGCAACAGUGGACAAAUUCUUCAUCUAUCUACUCCUGUUGUCCCUGGGGACCAUUACCAGGACAUCCAUAGCCUUUGCCAUCAGUUCCGUCGUAAGGAAUCGUUCUAUCGCAUUGGUCGUCUACUCUAUGAUAAAUCUCGCCAUGAUCCUGUUUAGUAGUAGUUUACUGUCACUGGAUGGACUGCCCAACGUCCUCUCCUGGCUAGAGUACCUGAGCGUCUACCAAUACAUUGUGCAGUCAUUAUCCGUUAAUGAGAUUGUGGGUGUUUUCUACAAUGCCACACCCACCAACAUCAGUGGGCAACUGUUUUGCUUUCCUCAAGAUGGCUGUGUCAAUGGUACCGCUGUUCUAAUCAACAACAAUUUCCGUACCGACUUUGAAUGGAUCUGGGUGAGCACGGGGGCUUUGAUUGGAAUGACUGUAGGUUGCUGGGCCAUAAGCUACCUCCUUCUGCGCUGUGCCAAGAAACAUAAGUAGUGCAGGGGAACACAACACUAUAUAACUGAUUGCUGACUAUAUACUCUACAUUCAUGCAUGUGUCUAUAGUUUUUACUGACUCUGCAUGACUAUGCAAUAGUAAAAUUGCACAAUACUGUAUUACUAGCGUGUGAAAAACCUUUGCGAAUGAGCCAAAUCAGACUUUUAUCUGUUUUUAUAA